This is a messenger RNA of Colletotrichum destructivum, 739 nucleotides long. RefSeq lists its product as uncharacterized. The record is from RefSeq and is a predicted model, not a curated record. The coding region runs from base 128 to 505 and encodes 125 amino acids. NCBI's taxonomy places the organism in Eukaryota, Fungi, Ascomycota, Sordariomycetes, Glomerellales, Glomerellaceae. The transcript has 3 exons.
UUCAGAUUGCUGAGAUAGCGAGUAUUAAUAUAGCAUAUUUCCCUAUCUUUUCUUCUGGCUCCGCCAUCACAAUCUAUUCUAGCAAUAAUUCACCAGUAGCAAACGACUUGUCACCAAACUAACACAAAUGGAUAUCAUAUCCUUACUCACAAUGAUUCUCACACUGUUUACCCCAAUCGCCUAUGCUAAAGCAUGGGAUUGGUGUACUUGUAUACAAGAAAGAGCUAAUCCCGCACUCGGAAAAAAGGGCAGAGUUUCAACCGAGGAUUUACAAACCAACGCUUGUAGGCGGGCUAAGCCAUAUUUUGCAGUCGGACCCUGGGCAGUUCGACAUCACAACUUGCUAGGUUGGGACGGGUAUUGGUGUACCGCCUAUGCAGGUACCAGGAUAUCAGGGGAGAAUAUGUAUAAUGCGUGCAGAUACUAUGGAGCGGUUGACUCGUGCUGCGUCGAUACGGAUGCAUCUGAGACUAUCGCGACUAGUCAUUCAACCGGAUGCGGGUGACGAGGGGAACGCGGGUAAUGCCGUUGUCCAGGUUAUUACCAACCUGAACGUCGCGCUUAAAAGUAGUAUGUUACAGCUGAUAGAGAGGGUGACAGAUUGACUGUAUAGUUACUAGUGACAUAACGAGUAUGGGACAAGUUAGUUGUGGUAUUGCUUAGUGUAGUCUGCUGGUUCUGCAGUAAAUCUAUAACGGCCAAACUCGUGAAGAUCGAUGAGGAAGGUGACAGAUCUUCA